Molecule: messenger RNA, 1620 nt
Organism: Lithohypha guttulata
Lineage: Eukaryota; Fungi; Ascomycota; Eurotiomycetes; Chaetothyriales; Trichomeriaceae
Gene: SNF3
Product: Plasma membrane low glucose sensor
Exons: 5
Coding region: 1-1620 (539 amino acids)
Biological process (GO): carbohydrate transport; transmembrane transport
Cellular component (GO): membrane
Molecular function (GO): carbohydrate:proton symporter activity
Source: RefSeq, a predicted model, not a curated record
AUGGGUUUUAUGAUCAAGAAGCCUGAGAACGUGGCAGGUUCCGCCGCUCCAGCUAUUCUCAUCGGCCUGUUCGUCUCCUUCGGAGGCGUGCUCUUCGGCUAUGACACUGGCACUAUUGGUGGUAUCUUGGCCAUGCCAUUCUGGCGCAAUCUCUUCUCGACAGGUUAUGUCAACCCUACAGACAACCACCGAGAUGUGACCUCAACCGAAAAGUCGGAAAUCGUCUCAAUUUUAUCUGCCGGCACGUUCUUCGGAGCUCUAUUCUCCGCUCCUGUUGCUGAUUUCUUGGGAAGAAGAUGGGGCAUGAUCUUCAACACUGGUGUCUUUACCUUGGGUGUCAUCCUUCAGACUGCUGCCACUGCAAUUCCAAUGUUUGUUGCGGGACGCUUCUUCGCAGGGCUUGGCGUCGGUCUCUUGAGCGCAACUAUUCCAUUGUAUCAGUCAGAGACAGCUCCCAAAUGGAUCCGUGGUGCUAUCGUCGGCUGCUACCAAUGGGCCAUCACGAUCGGUCUUCUGCUUGCUGCCAUUGUCCUCAAUGCCACCAAGAAUCGACAGGAUACAGGCUCUUACCGCAUUCCAGUCGCCGUACAAUUUAUCUUCUCCAUAAUCAUGGUUGUUGGCAUGCUAAUACUGCCUGAAACUCCUCGGUUUCUGAUCAAAAAGGGCAAUAAAGCUAAGGCUGCCAAAGCACUGUCAAAAUUGCGAAGACUUCCAGUUGACCACCCAGCUCUUGUGGAAGAGCUCGCUGAAAUCCAGGCCAACCAUGAAUACGAGAUGUCCAUUGGUUCAGCUUCAUACUUGGCCUGCUUCAAGCCUCCAAUCAGGAAGAGGCAGUUGACCGGCAUGGCGCUACAAGCUUUGCAGCAGUUGACGGGUGUUAACUUCAUCUUUUAUUAUGGUACCUCUUACUUUUCGAACUCCGGAAUCAGCAAUCCAUUCAUCGUCACUAUGAUUACUAGCGUCGUCAAUGUCCUAUCCACUAUCCCAGGUCUAUGGCUUGUCGAGGUUUGGGGUCGCCGAUCGCUUCUCAUGUUUGGUGCUGUUGGGAUGUCCUUUUGCCAGCUCAUUGUUGCUGCUGUUGGUACGGCCUUGCCCGACUCCACUGCCGCCAACAAGUGCCUGAUUGCGUUCGUCUGCAUUUACAUCUUUUUCUUUGCCUGCUCAUGGGGUCCGUGUGCUUGGGUUGUGACUGGAGAGUCUUUCCCUUUGAAAGCUCGUGCCAAAGGAUUGUCAAUGACAACAGCAUCUAACUGGCUGCUCAACUUCGCAAUUGCAUAUGCUACACCCUACAUGGUCGAUCCAGGCCCAGGUAAUGCCAACAUGGGUAGCAAAGUCUUCUUCGUCUGGGGUGGAUUCUGUGUCAUUUGCACGGUCUUCGUCUAUUUCUGCAUUUAUGAGACCAAAGGACUCAGCCUAGAACAGGUCGAUGAGCUCUAUGCUAAAAUUCCUCAAGCCUGGAAAUCAAAUGGAUUUGUACCAAGUGUAAACUUCCAAGAUGUUCAUGAUCUCGGAAAGGGCGGUGAAGCCAGACGACACACUCUCGCCGAGCUCGAGAACGCUGCCGUCAGGAGAAAGAGUAGUGCAGGUGUACACCACGAAAAUUAUACUGAAAAGGUGUAA